GAUCUGCAACGGCACCCAGAAGUGAACGAAGCGACCCGGAAGCGCUGGUGGUCCGACUGGAGGCAGGCAGAGAGAGCAAGCUUUUUUAUAUUAUAGCUCUGUACUCGCAAGACAAUAUCUGCAGCCAGGACACAAAGGAUGGCAGAGCCUCGGUUCAACAACCCGUACUUCUGGCCCCCGCCUCCAUCCAUGCCAGGCCAGCUGGAUAACCUGGUGCUCAUUAACAAGAUAAAGGAGCAGCUGAUGGCUGAGAAGAUCCGACCCCUGCACCUGCCACCUACCUCCAGCCCUUCCCAACAGCCUCUGCUAGUGCCCACCUCGUCCCCAGACACUAGCAGCCCACAUGGCAUGUCAGUGCAGGUGCCCAAGCCCCAGCCGCAGCAGGUGCAGGGUCACCACACGCAGCCACAGGGCUCUGGACAGCCGGACAUCGCUCUGCACGCUCGCCCCGCCUCCAGCUCCGUACCAGAGGGAUCUAUGGAUGACAAGUCAGCAGUGAAGGCCAAAGGAUUGUGGGAAGACUGGCACAUGAGGCAGCUUAGUGAGCAAGCUGGACGGAUCAACCAUCGCUCAGCUCUGGCUCCUUCAUCCCGGCCUGACAGCCACAGUACCUCAGAGGCCCUGACUCCUACCACUCCAACCUCCAGCAGCCAGAACCGUCUUGGUGGUGCCCCCUCCGUCAACAUCAUUUCUGGGCUGGCUAGCGGUCCUGGCAUGGACCACAUGAAGGCUGGAGGACUGGCAGGACUUCUGGGCCCCCCGCCAAAGGCACCCAGGGGACGGAAGAAGAUAAAAGCUGAAAAUCCCUCUGGCCCCCUGCUGGUGGUGCCGUACCCAAUCCUGGCUGACCAAGGUUGUGUCACUGUUGCACCUAAAGAGGGAAAAACCUACAGAUGCAAAGUGUGUCCGCUCACCUUCAUGACCAAGUCCGAGAUGCAGAUUCACUCCAAGUCUCACACCGAGGCCAAACCCCAUAAGUGUCCCCACUGCUCCAAGACAUUCGCUAACGCCUCCUACCUGUCCCAGCACCUGCGCAUUCACCUGGGAAUCAAACCCUAUCACUGCUCGUACUGCGAGAACUCUUUCCGUCAGCUGUCACAUCUGCAGCAACACACCAGAAUCCACACUGGGGAUCGGCCCUAUAAAUGUGCUCACCCUGGAUGUGAAAAGGCUUUUACCCAGCUGUCUAACCUCCAGUCUCACCAGAGGCAGCACAACAAAGACAAGCCGUACAAAUGUCCUAACUGCUACCGUGCCUACUCAGAUUCCGCAUCUCUGCAGAUCCACUUGUCAGCACACGCCAUCAAAAACGCUAAGGCCUACUCCUGUAGCAUGUGUGGCCGCGCCUACACCUCAGAGACCUACCUAAUGAAGCACAUGUCCAAACACACGGUGGUGGAACACCUAGUGAGUCACCAGUCACCACAGAGGACCGAGUCUCCCAGCAUCCCCAUCCGCAUCUCUCUCAUCUGAACUCCACUCCUUCAGAGUUUGGCCAGAGAUCAUCAGGCCCAGCACCUAUGACCAACUUAUGGCACCAGGACAGCUGACAUACAGUGCGUUCGAAUCAAUACACGUUCUUGUUACGUUGCAAUCUUCACCUUAAAGGCAGUCUGUGUGUACUGGUGAAGAUUAUAAAACAAGGAGCAGAAGCAGUUCAGUUGCCUCAUUCAAAUGUAACUUCUUAAGUAGGUCUAAAGAAAGACCUAGGGUAGUAAUACCAGUCCCCAAACCUAGGGGUCAGCAUCAGAGAAAUACAUACUGUGGUAUGACCCAAGAGGUCAGGUUUAGUUGCAUCAGCAAGGUUCGAAAACUAUUCAAUGCAACCUAAAACCUGCUUUAUAUAUAUAUAUAUAUAUAUAUAUAUAUACACACACACACACACACACACGUUCAGUUAUUUAACACCCCGUCAACUUAUUACCUUAAUUUAUGAAAACUUUGUGGAGUAUAUUGAUUAAAUAUAAUACUUAAGAUGAAGUUUGCAACCUAACAAAGUGUGACCCGGCCCUUUCUGUGUGCAGUGUAAGCCCUCGGUGCUGGGUUCAGUUCACAGACUGCCUCCUUCGGUCCCCAACACGAGCACAGCGUUAUAUGGUGAAUGUAACACAACAGAUAAAUGUUGUCCAGAGGACGGAGUGGUGAAAGAUUGUCUUGCGUCAGACUUAACAAGCACUUUCGUAAGCGUCACAUAAACUGCCGGAUGCAUUGGCCAUCUAAAAAAAGUUUUAGUUAGUUCCUUUUUUUUUUCCCCAUGAAAUGGUUUCUGCAAUGUGCCAGAUGACAUUUGCCCUUAAAAAAAAAGAAUAGUUGAGAAAGUAUAAUUAAAGAAAAUGUUUGCUGGGUGUAUUUUGGAGACAUCCAAAGAUAAUCUUAAAGCACUUUGAGGCCUUUGUGGAUUUCGGCUUAAAUUCUUUCAAUCUUGUGCGAUGGAAAAUGCCAAAGGGCAUUUGCUUGUGGCAGCUAUGAGUAUUGACUGUGUACAAAAAGAACAGUCUCUGUGUCACUGUCUUUGGUUUUACUCACAUUUCUCUACGAGUUCGCCCGAUAACAGGGUCAUUGAAUUUAAAGAAGCAAUCGUUGGAUGACAAUUAGGAAAUGUGAUGAUUGUGUUAAGGAGUUGCAAAGUUAUAAUAGGGAGGAUACCAAACCUACUACCAGAAAAGUUGGUACACUUUCUAGGAAUACAAGCAAAAUCUCUCCGCUGGAGUUUGGUAAUAAAGUCUGACCUGUAUACACAGUAUUAGGCACAAGAACAAAGAACACCUUCAGUGUUCAAGAUAUUUUAGAAACUGAUACUUUGGAAGCACUGCGCUUUCAAAGAAGUUGGGACACGUGUUUUCAAUGCUGCUAGAUGUGGUGGAAAUAUUUUACUCAUUCUUGCUGUACAUAAGACCAGACCUCCUUGAACAGGGAGCGGUUGCUGUUGUGUGAUUGUCUACUUUUUAAUAGGAGACAGAUCUGGACUGCAGGCAGGCCGGUCUAGCUCAUGUACUAAAUUUGCAGAAGGAGGUCUAGUUAGUCCUGCUGA
Messenger RNA from Cynoglossus semilaevis (tongue sole), 3031 nucleotides. RefSeq names its product zinc finger protein 362b (gene znf362b). Gene Ontology annotation, cellular component: nucleus. The transcript has 9 exons. The record is from RefSeq and is a predicted model, not a curated record. Gene Ontology annotation, molecular function: DNA-binding transcription factor activity, RNA polymerase II-specific; RNA polymerase II transcription regulatory region sequence-specific DNA binding. Lineage: Eukaryota; Metazoa; Chordata; Actinopteri; Pleuronectiformes; Cynoglossidae. The coding region runs from base 139 to 1473 and encodes 444 amino acids. Gene Ontology annotation, biological process: regulation of transcription by RNA polymerase II.